AUGUCUGCAGAGCCUUCGGCGGCAGGCGACAUGUCUACAGAGCCUUCUGCGCCUGGCGCAAUGUCUGACAUUCCGGCAGAAUACACUGGGCCACUUCGUAUCCUCGACCUGCCAUCUGAGCUACUUAGUAGCAUCUGUUCUCACCUCGACGGCAAGGACCUGCUUAACGUUCGACGCGCCUGUCGAUCACUCAACCAAAAUUCUAUGUCUUUCUUUGAUCCAUUCUUCUUUUCUCACCUGGAAGCCAUCAUUCACCUUUUGAGUCUUUCGGUCCUCCUGGAGAUUGCAAAGCAUCCACGGUUGUCCAAGUAUGUCACGCAGGUCACUCUGUGUGGCAAGUGGACAUGCAACGAAUCUCUCUCCCCCAGCGACCAGGCACACAAUGAUCUCCAUGACGGCAAUUCCAAAUCAAGCCAAUAUCGGAGGACAUUGCAAGAUGUGCUUCAGGCUCUUCCGAAUCUAACCAGAAUCAACGUUUGCUCGGACUCAGAAUUGAAAUCUAAAGCGAAUUCGCCACCAUCUCUCUCUUGUGGACUGGCUGGCUUACAGAAAUCGUCGGGUUUCAAUUUUCGUUUCGGUCUUGAUCAUGAUUUUGAACGCUGUAGUCUGGUGUUUCGGAUUGUGCUGCCUCUGCUCACUAAACUGGACCCCGAAGGAUUGAUUAGGCUUCACGUCGUGUUGAGUGCACGGCCGGCAUAUCCCAAAGUGCUCAACCCGCUGGAGUUGAGCGCGGCGACGUGGACAAACGCUAUCAAAAAGAGGGCCGUGACCAUCAAAGUUCAUGGGCACAUUGAACCCUGGUGGGUUGGACGAUUUUUACACACUGCGACCAACAUUCAUGACGUCGAACUAUGGGGUCUCGGCCGCGUAACCAAUGAUGACUAUCCAUUCAGAUUCCUGAAGUCUCUCAGUUUGACUGGUAUCUUGUCGUGGUCCGAUCUCAGACGUAUAUCUCUCCGAGAUAUGAUCUUGGAUCACGACUGCUUUACUGCGUUACUUCGCACCCACCAACGAACCCUCGGAGCAGUGCAGCUCGAUAGUAUCGGCAUUCACCUCGGUACUUGGCGUGAGUCCAUCGAAAUCCUCUCCACGAUGCCAAAUAUACAUGUCCUUCAGGUCAACAACCUUCUGGAGCAAGACGAUCACUCAGGGCUAUCCAACGAUCCACACUUCCUGGAGGUAGUGAGAUGGGGUGCACUCGAUUAUGCAGGUGCUUUCAAGAUCCAAGGGACGUCGAAGGAAGAUAACUUCACUAUUCAGAACUCGCUUUGUGUUCUUCUUAGUGAUUACCGGACAUUCCCUCUAUACCCCACUGGGAUGCCGGUCAUUUCUCAGGCCUGGAUAGAAUAUCACCAUCAGGUGGACUUUCGAAAAGCCACUGCGGCUGCAGCGAAUUUGGUGGUACACAAUGAAGGCUCAGACUGUUCAGAUGACAAUUAA
This is a messenger RNA of Boeremia exigua, 1440 nucleotides long. RefSeq lists its product as uncharacterized. The transcript has a single exon. Gene Ontology annotation, molecular function: protein binding. Bases 1 to 1440 code for a protein of 479 amino acids. The record is from RefSeq and is a predicted model, not a curated record. Lineage: Eukaryota; Fungi; Ascomycota; Dothideomycetes; Pleosporales; Didymellaceae.